AUGGGAAGAGCACCUUGCUGUGACAAGAAUGGACUCAAGAAAGGUCCAUGGACCCCCGAGGAGGAUCUCAUGCUCAUCAACUACAUUCAAACCCAUGGACAAGGAAAUUGGCGAACCCUCCCCAAGAAUGCUGGCCUACAAAGAUGUGGCAAGAGUUGCCGCCUUCGAUGGACUAAUUACCUAAGGCCGGAUAUCAAGAGAGGAAGGUUCUCCUUUGAAGAAGAAGAGACCAUCAUUCAGCUGCACAGUGUCUUAGGAAACAAGUGGUCGGCUAUAGCAGCAAGGCUGCCAGGAAGAACCGACAAUGAAAUAAAGAACUAUUGGAACACCCACAUUAGGAAGAGGCUACUUAGAAUGGGAAUUGACCCCGUUACGCACGCUCCACGCCUUGAUCUACUUGACAUGUCCUCAAUUUUAAGGUCAGCGUUAGGCAACGCAUCGCUUCUCAAUAUGCAAGGCUUAUUGGGUGCCCAAGCGUUGGUGAAUUUGUUAUCUUUGAAGAAUGAGAACAUAUCACAAAUGGUUUCACAAAAUCUACAACAAAUCAAUGCUGGGAAUUGUCAACUACAAAGCCAAGUUGCGCCUCAAGAGUUUAUGAAUCAGUUUCAGACACCAACUCAAAGCAACAACUUGAAUGGCAUAUCAAGUUCCCCAGAGAAUUCGGUUCCUUCCUAUAUUGGGGAGAAUUUGUUUGCUCAACAAAACCAAAUUGAUCUGCUAGAGAGCCCGGAAUUGUUACAUUACUUAAAUAAUGCAAACCAAAACAUGGGCUAUGAAUCAGUUCUUUCUACGCCUUUAUCUACCCCAACCCCAUUAAAUUCUUCAUCUACGUAUGUAAAUAGCAACACGGAGGAAGAGAGGGACACCUAUUGCAGCGAUGUAUUCAAGUUAGAAAUUCCAGAGAGUCUGGACAUUAAUGACUUCUUGUAA
This is a messenger RNA of Abrus precatorius (Indian licorice), 930 nucleotides long. RefSeq names its product transcription factor MYB102-like. Lineage: Eukaryota; Viridiplantae; Streptophyta; Magnoliopsida; Fabales; Fabaceae. The record is from RefSeq and is a predicted model, not a curated record. The coding region runs from base 1 to 930 and encodes 309 amino acids. The transcript has 3 exons.